Molecule: messenger RNA, 1746 nt
Organism: Colletotrichum scovillei
Lineage: Eukaryota; Fungi; Ascomycota; Sordariomycetes; Glomerellales; Glomerellaceae
Exons: 2
Coding region: 1-1746 (581 amino acids)
Source: RefSeq, a predicted model, not a curated record
AUGCUGGCUACUAUAAGCAGUGAAAGCAAAAGAGCGGCUUCUCAAACAGCCGUCAGCUUGUUGCAAAGCGUUUUGGAAGAACGCGAUAAGGUCUUUGUAAGGACUGGAGGGAAUAACAGCAGGAAAAAGCAUGGCCUGGUGGAAGAGAUUGCCCAAUCGGCGGCGGCAGGUAUUGGUACCAUCUCUGAAGCCUUGCAUCACAGAAGAGAGAAGAAGUCCAGAGCACUGGAUCCACAAAGGCCCUCGAGUCAUUCAGGAAGUAUCAGCAACACGGAGUCUACACCGAUACAGCUUGACGAAGGAACAGGGAAAGCGAACACCCCUGACCUGGGAGCAGCAACGCCCAUGUCAACUUCGCCACCUUCUCAAAACAUACAUGAUCUUGCAUCAGCUUUCAUCAAGCGACACCCGUUGAAAACUACUGGAAGUUCUGAGGACGGGCAGAGGCUCUCUCUGCCAGUGCUUGUGCCCCAGAGACGGCCCGAGAAGCGAGCGCGGGGUUUCAUACGAGCAUACGCACCCAUGCUAGUCGACGUUAAGAUCAAUCAAGAUACUUUCCUCGACUUCAUCGAUACCCUCAACAAGUCACUGGAACCCAAUCCUUGGAUCAGUGCCGUCAAUUUGGCGGGCUUUGCAGGAGAAGCGCUGCCAGAUCCGGCGUCGCUGCUCUUUGGAUUCGCCGUCGAGGCUGCCACCGAGGCCGUCAUGGAGGGACAAAGUCUGUUCUGCUCCAACAAGUUCUUGAACUGCGUCAAUGCAGACUUCUUCAUUCCAAGAGGGUUGGUCUGCCUCGUUGUUACGUGGCAGCCCGACAACGACUGCGACCAAGUCGCAACCAAUUUUGUGGAGGAAGUGGAUACGCUACAAACCAAGCCUGAUUUAAAGCGGGAAAUUUCAGAUGUUGCUGCAGGGAAAAAGAAGCCUUCAGAGGGCUGGCAAGAGUUGAAGACACAGAUGGGCGACUUGAUGAAGCCCACUCGUGGCGACUUCAAGUGGCCUGAACCGGCGCCCCUUAUCUUCCCGGACGUUAAGAGCACUCCCAAAAAGGGUGACGUUGAAGCUAAAAAGAAGAACGCUUGGGACAGAAUGGAAGAUUGGAUCAACAACCACUCGGACAAACGCGCUCAAGCUAGCUGGAUUGACGAGAACAAGAAUCAUCCGAGGAUGAACUUGAUGCCACAGCCAAAGUUUAAGUCACGAUACGCUGACCCGAAUCAUCAAGUCUCUAGCGGUGAUCUUGUCUCUUUGGUCACAGGAGGUCGCUGGAGGCUUGCUACGGACACAAAGGACGAAACAAGCAAACGGCCAGAGAGGAUGGCUGAUGAAAAGUGUGACAAAGAGAAAGGGUUGCGGGAGAGUAGUAACAAGGACGAGAAGAAGAAGAAGAGUACAACGAAGGAUAGAAAGAAAGGCAUCCUGGAAGCGGAUCGAGAGAAGAAGGACGAUGGCGAGACUGGGGAGAUAACAGCUUACCAAGAGAGGAGCCUGGAGACUGUUAGUCUGAGAAGCCACACAGAAGAAGGAGGCGCUGAGAAAGAUGUCGGGAAAGAUGGUGUAACGAAUACAAAAGACAUAUGCAGAGUUGGCGAGAUUGAAGGUGGAGACAGGGGCAUGGUCAGGGCCAAAGAGGCGAAGAAGAAAGCCGGUUCUUCAAGCAAGUCUGGUGAUGUCUUCAAGGGUCUGUUCCAAAAGGACGUACUCUAUCUGGCUAUCCUUGAACUACCCUCCCAAGGGAAGGCCGACUGA